AUGCCACGUUCAUCUAAAAAACGAAAACCUAAUAAAGAACCUGAACCAUCUAGUUCAUCAGAUGAUAGUAAUAAUUCUGAAGAAGAAGAAGAAGAACUAGAUCAACAUGAAAAUAUUCAAAUAGAUUUAGAAGCUCGUACACCUAUUGAUACUGAUCAUUCAGCAAUUCUUUAUUUUCUUGAACAAUCAUUUGGUAGUACAUUAAAAAAAUCUAUCCUUGAUUUAAAUCUAUUAGCAACUCAACUUAUAAAUCAACAAUCUAUUGGUAGUGUUUUCUAUCAACCAGUAGAUGAAGCAGAUGAUGAUGAUGACGAUGAAAGUCCAGUAUUAGGUAUAUGUUCAUUUCUUCGUUUUUAUCAACAACAAAAUAAACAAGUAGCAACAUGGUUAUUGGAUAAAUGUUCGGAUAAUGAACAAGCAAAAGCUAUUCUACAAACUUCAAAAUGUGGACUAUUUAUAAACGAACGUUAUAUGAAUAUACCAGUCGAUAUAAGUUUACCAGCUAUUCGAACUCUUCGUACAGAAAUUUCUUAUGAAAUCGAUUAUUGGAUAAUUCAUGCAAAAUUACGUUUAGAUAAAAAUAAUUCAAAUACAAUUUAUUAUAUUAAUGGUGAAGAUGAAAUAUUUCAAAAUCAUUCAACUUUAUUUAUUGAUUAUACUCCAACACAAUCGAAUAACAAUGAAUGGACAGAAAAACGACGAAUAAUAUUUGUUUCUACUAAUAAACUCGAUCAAAUAUGUUCAGAUAUCGAACAUAAAUUAAAACAAUAA
Messenger RNA from Adineta steineri, 771 nucleotides. The record is from the annotation of a GenBank genome assembly. Lineage: Eukaryota; Metazoa; Rotifera; Eurotatoria; Adinetida; Adinetidae.